AUGGGCAGCGGGGAGGGUGGGGGAGGCCGUGGCAGGGGGCAGGGCAGCUGGGACGGAAGGGGCUGGGGGCCACCGAGGCCUUCUGGCGAACAGCUUCGGUCCCGCCCCGAGGACUUUGUAGGGGGUUCAGGCCGAGCGAUGCCAGGGCAUCGGCACUUCCUGGUCCCCCGAAUUCAGGUGCAUGGGGGCCAAUCUGGGAAGACUUGUAGGGCGAGGACUCUGCACCUGCUUUCCACCCCUCAGCUGCUUUUUGGACUUGCUCAGCUGAUUGGUCGACUUUUCUCCAAAGCAGCCAAGGGCCAAUGUUCGAAGGACACGAUCAUGAUUGGCCCCCGGGGAAAGGACCACUACGGGAAGGAAGAGAAGCUGUGUUCUCAUCCGGCUUACCCCACGGGAGUAAACAAAUACAUAAACGAAAUUGUUCAGGCCUAUUCCCUGGUGGAUUCCAGUCAAGUGUCUACAUUUCUGAUUUCCAUUCUACUUAUAGUCUAUGGUAGUUUCAGGUCCCUUAAUAUGGACUUUGAAAAUCAAGAUAAGGAGAAAGACAAUAGCAGUUCUACUGGGUCUUUCAAUGGCAACAGCACCAAUAAUAGUAUCCAAACUAUUGACUCUACCCAGGCCCUAUUCCUUCCAAUUGGAGCAUCUGUCUCUCUCCUAGUAAUGUUCUUCUUCUUUGACUCCGUUCAAGUAGUUUUUACAAUAUGUACAGCAGUUCUUGCCACAAUAGCUUUUGCUUUCCUCCUUCUCCCGAUGUGCCAGUAUUUAACAAGACCCUGUUCACCUCAGAACAAGAUUUCCUUCGGUUGCUGUGGGCGUUUUACUGCUGCUGAAUUACUGUCAUUCUCUCUGUCUGUCAUGCUCGUCCUUAUCUGGGUUCUCACUGGCCAUUGGCUUCUCAUGGAUGCCCUGGCCAUGGGUCUCUGUGUCGCCAUGAUCGCCUUUGUCCGCCUGCCCAGCCUCAAGGUCUCCUGCCUGCUUCUCUCAGGGCUUCUAAUCUAUGAUGUCUUUUGGGUGUUUUUCUCCGCCUACAUCUUCAAUAGCAAUGUCAUGGUGAAGGUGGCCACACAACCGGCUGACAAUCCCCUUGACGUUCUAUCCCGGAAGCUCCACCUGGGGCCCAAUGUUGGGCGUGAUGUUCCUCGCCUGUCUCUGCCUGGAAAACUGGUCUUUCCCAGCUCCACCGGCAGUCACUUCUCUAUGUUGGGCAUUGGGGACAUCGUGAUGCCUGGACUCCUGUUGUGCUUUGUCCUUCGUUACGACAACUACAAAAAACAAGCCAACGGUGACUCCUGCGGUGCCUCUGGACCCGCCAAUAUCUCUGGACGCAUGCAGAAGGUCUCCUACUUUCACUGCACCCUCAUUGGAUACUUUGUAGGUCUGCUCACCGCUACUGUGGCAUCUCGCAUUCACCGAGCAGCCCAGCCUGCCCUUCUCUAUUUGGUGCCAUUUACCUUAUUGCCACUCCUCACGAUGGCCUAUUUAAAGGGUGACCUUCGGCGGAUGUGGUCUGAGCCAUUCCACUCCAAGUCCAGCAGCUCCCGAUUCCUGGAAGUAUGA
Molecule: messenger RNA, 1557 nt
Organism: Puma concolor (puma)
Lineage: Eukaryota; Metazoa; Chordata; Mammalia; Carnivora; Felidae
Source: RefSeq, a predicted model, not a curated record